Molecule: messenger RNA, 441 nt
Organism: Nicotiana tabacum (common tobacco)
Lineage: Eukaryota; Viridiplantae; Streptophyta; Magnoliopsida; Solanales; Solanaceae
Source: RefSeq, a predicted model, not a curated record
AUGGAGGAGAUGCCCUCUAAAAAGUCUGUACUUGAAAGAGAGAUGAUGGUUAAGCCAGUGAAGGAAGCAGAAAAGAAGGAUGAUAUACAAAAUCCAGAGAUGGACACAACACUACCACCAUAUUUCCCUCAAAGACUGCAGAAGCAGAAAGAUGAUGAAGUUCCUAAAUAUGCCAAGUAUCUUAGAGAAAUUGUGACUACCAAACGGAGACAUGCAACAUUUGAAACAGUUGCACUUACUGAGGAGUGCAGUGCUAUAGUGACGAGUAAGCUUCCUCCAAAGCUGAAGGAUCCGGAAUGUUUUACAAUACCCUUGGCCAUUAGGAAACAUGAGAUUGUUAGAGCCCUAUGUGAUUUAGGAGAAACUAUUAAUCUGAUGCCAUUUUCUGUUUUUAAGCAACUCGAAUUGGGAGCUCCUAGACCUACUACGAUCAUAUUAUAG